Messenger RNA from Zophobas morio, 1847 nucleotides. RefSeq names its product sodium-coupled monocarboxylate transporter 1-like. Gene Ontology annotation, molecular function: symporter activity. Lineage: Eukaryota; Metazoa; Arthropoda; Insecta; Coleoptera; Tenebrionidae. Gene Ontology annotation, cellular component: membrane. Gene Ontology annotation, biological process: transmembrane transport; sodium ion transport. The record is from RefSeq and is a predicted model, not a curated record. The coding region runs from base 1 to 1737 and encodes 578 amino acids. The transcript is spliced from 6 exons.
AUGACACCUAGUUUAAAUUCAAUGGUCACUUUGAGUUGGUACGAUUACACCAUCUUUGUAGGUACUCUAGUGUUCAGUACUAUGAUCGGGAUCUACUACGGCUGCUUUGGAACUAAGCAAGCAACAAUGAAAGAGUACCUCAUGGGAGGGAAAACCAUGAAAAUCGUUCCUAUAGCGAUAUCAGUAGCAGUGAGUCAUAUUUCUGGAAGUUUGCUACUAGGAACAGCAGCAGAUGUCUUCAGGUACGGAGCUAGCGUGUGGUUGGUUAAUUUAUCCUUCAUAGUAAUGGGGCUAGCGAAUUUUGCUUACCUUCCUGUGUUCUUUAAACUGCGACUGAGAAACAUUUACGACUAUUUGGAAAAAAGAUUCGACUCGAAAACGAGACUGUUAGCGAUUGUGUUUUACUUGAUUGCUGAGAUUCUUAUAUUUCCAGUGCAUGUGUACACUCCAUCAUUGACAUUAGCGACCGCUAGUGGUUUUAAUGUAAAUCUAGUCGCUUUUAUUUUAUCUGCCAUCUGCGUCUUCUACACUUCAGUGGGCGGUUUUAAAACCGUAGUUUGGACUGACUUUCUUCAAUUUGGUAUAAUAAUGGCGUCUUUUAUCAGCGUUUAUGUGAUUGGUCUUGGAAUGACUGGAGGCUUUUUGUCGGUGUGGAACACAGCAUUAACUGGUGAACGACUACAAAUUUUUAAUUUCGAUGUUAAUCCCACAGUAAGAGACAGCUUCUGGGGAUACUUAAUAGGCGGUGGAGCAAUUUUUGCAAGCUAUGUAGCCUGUCGUCAAACCGGGGCCCAAAAAUUUUUAACCUUACCAAAUUCUGCAGACAUCAAAUGGUCUAUUAUAUACACCGUAGUUAGUAUGGCGGUGGUCCACACUUUGUGCAUUUUCGUUGGGUUAGUGGUUUACGCCAAGUACAAAGACUGUGACCCUUUGACUAGUCACAAGAUCUCAAAACAUGACCAAAUUUUUCCGUACUUCGUAACCGAGAUAGGUGGCACCGUACCAGGACUCUCGGGUCUCUUCAUAGCAGCUAUUUGUUGUGCAUCUUUAAGUUCGAUGUCUUCAAACCUAAACGCCAUUUCUGGUGUUAUCUACAAAGACAUUGUGUACUUCUUUUUCAAGAAAGAACUGUCUGACAAAAGCGGCAGCGGUAUUUUGAAAAUAAUAGUCCUAGUUGUUGGGACCUUGUGUACUUGCUUGGUGUUUACAGUGGAAUUGUUAGGGGACGUGUUUUCUGUCGGUGUAUUAGCGACAAGUCUUACUCAAGGACCGUUGUUGGGGGUGUUUACACUAGGAAUUUUCGUUCCUAAAGCAAACCCAAAGGGGGCCUUUUACGGUAUGCUUGGAGGUUUUAUAGCUGCUAUUUGCCUCACACUUCCUGCCAAAUAUUACGAACUGAAGGGUUUGAUAAAGUACCCUACGAAACCCCUGUCAAUAAGUGGUUGUGGUCCGUUCAACCAAACUACAAAUUUAACUUCUUUUGGCACCACUGCAUUAAAUGGUACCGUAGCACACCAACCCCCUUCCAUUUUUAAAAUUACGUUUUACUACUAUACGUUUUUUGGAGCCAUCAUGACCAUCGUUUUCGGUUUAAUUAUUAGCUAUAUGUCAAAGAGUGCUUCGGUUGACAGAAAAGUGCUAAGUCCCUUGAUAUACAGGUACUUACCUGAUGAAGGUCGGGAAGAAGAGAGGGUGUCUUGUACUAGUGCACAAGAAACUUCAUUGAAUCUGGGUUAGAAUUUUUGGGUAUUGUUGUUAGGUUGGGCUCAUGUUUUGUGUUCGUUGUUGUCAUUUUAAAUAACCAGGCAUAAAUUUAAGAUAUAAUUUGUUAGACCAUUAUGUAAAAA